Molecule: messenger RNA, 1783 nt
Organism: Patella vulgata (common limpet)
Lineage: Eukaryota; Metazoa; Mollusca; Gastropoda; Patellidae
Product: transmembrane emp24 domain-containing protein eca
Exons: 5
Coding region: 60-716 (218 amino acids)
Biological process (GO): Golgi organization; intracellular protein transport; endoplasmic reticulum to Golgi vesicle-mediated transport
Cellular component (GO): endoplasmic reticulum; Golgi apparatus; endoplasmic reticulum-Golgi intermediate compartment
Source: RefSeq, a predicted model, not a curated record
GUAAAGUGCGCAUGACUUAACCACGUAGUUGAGUUCCGGCUGAAAGAUACGUGUACAAAAUGUUGCCUGUAAAUUAUUUUAUAUCUUUAUUUUCACUCAUUAUUUUAAUAUCAAAUACAUCGGGUUUAUAUUUCCAUAUAGGAGAAACACAGAAAAAAUGUUUUAUAGAAGAAAUUCCUGACGAAACUAUGGUAGUUGGUAAAUAUAAAGUUCAGGCAUUUGAUCCGAGUGUAAAAGACUAUAUGCCAAGUGCACCAGGUAUAGGCAUGUUAGUAGAAGUACGAGAUCCAGAAGAUAAGAUUAUUAUGUCUAGGACUUAUGCAGCAGAAGGUAGAUUUACCUUUACAUCCCAUUCAGCAGGUGAACAUGUUGUAUGUCUUCACUCAAACUCCACAGCUUGGUUUUCUGCUGGACAAUUGAGAGUUCAUUUAGAUAUUCAAGUGGGAGAACAUGCAGUUGAUUAUCAACAAAUUCAGGCUAAGGAUAAACUCAGUGAAUUACAACUUCGUGUACGACAAUUAUUAGAUCAAGUUGAACAGAUUACAAAAGAACAAAAUUAUCAGAGGUAUCGAGAAGAACGUUUCCGACAAACCAGUGAAAGUACAAAUCAACGUGUAUUAUGGUGGUCAAUUGUACAAACAGUCAUACUUUUAGUCACAGGAUUUUGGCAAAUGAGACAUCUUAAGAGUUUCUUUGAAGCAAAAAAAUUAGUUUAAGUUGUCUUUCAGUUUUGUUGAUGUGGUAAUAUAUUAAAUUAAAUACUGUUAGUGUAUGUAGAUGAUUGAAUUGUGUUAAUUUUUUAGAGAUAUGUUCUGUUAUUAUCUCUAAAAAUAUUAGUCAAAACUUAAUUCAGUCAUUUAUAUAAACUAAGGAUGGUACAGCGCCUGUGUAACUUUUGGGUUUAUACUUGUUUUGUUGGUUGCUUGAACAAGAUGAAUAACGUUGUACCAUUAUUUUAAUAUCUGUGUGGAUGGAAAGAAAAUGUUGAAUAACCUUGAUGGCAGAAGAAAGUUUUUGUUUGGUAUAUCAUGUUUCCUAAUAAUCUGUCAAUUUUCAGACUCGCGAGGAAAGAUUUCGAAUCACAAGUGACAGUAUCAGUGUUCGUGUAUUCUGGUGGUCGCUUGGACAAACUUGUGGCCUUAUUCUUAUUGGAUCCUGGCAAAUGAGGCAUCUAAGAAAAUUUUUUGAAGCCAAGAAAUUAGUGUAAUUUACUAAAUAGAAAUACCUUUGAAAGCAGAUGUUUAAAUAUGUGCUUAUUCAUCCAUAGCCUGUAAUUCUUUUUUUAAAAAAAUACAUAUAGAUUACUUAAUCUUGACAUUAAAUGUUAAAUUUUUGUGUUUUGAAUAUUAUUUAAGGAAUGAAAAAUAUCAAAGUGGUGAAUGGUAUUACUUCUCUCAUUUGUAUAUUAAAUAGAUGAUGAAUCUUUAUGAUGUAUAUAUUAUUAUAUCAUAUAUUAAUGUAUGUUUUAGAAUCAUGUGUGAAUGAAUAUUUUACAUUUGUUUAAUGUGUUGCAUAUUUUGUUUUCUUUUUUCUCAUCCCAAAUUAAAUAUGUCUAUUAAAGUUUAUUUAAGGUACAUUUAGAUUCUAUUACAAUAUGUAUAGUUAUCGUCUCUAUGUAAAUUAGAUUAGAUAUAAUUUCAGGCUAAUACUGUAACUAUAUGGUUAUAAGUUUAAAGGGGUGGUUGCUUUGAAGUCUUAUGUAAAUGUUUUCUCAGUAGUUUUCAUACAGUUGUUGAUAAAAAAAUCAUCACUUGAAUGAAUAAAUAAUAUUUUUCUCAUUAUA